AUGGCAUCGACAGCAACUUUGAGUGCUGAAAAUGAUGAUUUACUCGAAUCGCAAGAAGCCCCGAAAAAUGAGAAAACGCUUGAUAAUUUUAUGCGGCUUGGCAGAUAUUGUUGGCUGAUUUUAUUAUUUUCCGAAUUUAUGUUAUUGUCUGGAUCAGGAAACACUUUAUAUAUGAUGUAUGCUGGUAAGAGACUGUUUUUGGGGACUCCAAUAGAUUUUAAAAUGUUCUAGGCGCUGCACCUAAACGAGUUGAAUGUGGUAACAUUUAUGAUGUUUGCAAAGAAUCGGAUGAUUUUCGAUCUGUCCUUGGAAAUUGUACAGGUCCAGGUUCAGGAAUAAGAGCACAUUAUGAUUUUCGAUCAAUAAAUGUUGAUUUUGAACAUUAUUGCAAAGAAGGUGAUUGGGUGAAAACAUCAAUUUCAAUUCAAAUGUUUGGAGUUUUAAUCGGAUCAGUUCUAUCUGGAACUGUUGCUGAUAGAUACGGUAGAUUGAAAGUGUUAUCAGUUUGUUUUUUCAUGGUUUCUGGAUUGAGUCUUGUUUGCACACUUGCAAAAGAUCUUCUAACUUUUACCAUUCUUCGAACUAUUUUAUCAGUUUUCAAAGGUGGAUUACUGAGUACUUAUGGUGUUUAUAAGAUGGAACAUGUUCCAAGACAACAUCGAUUUUGGAUUGCAACUAUGAUUAGUUGGGCACCAAAUUAUAUGAUGCUUAGUGUUGUUGCUUAUUUCUGUCAUGACUGGAAAACAUAUCAAUAUGCCAUUUUUGCAUUAUCAAUUCCAGGAGCAAUUGUAUUUUUGUAAGUUCUCUCAAAAUGAAAUUUAAAGAAAACGUUUUUUAAAGAUUUGUACAAGAAUCACCUCGCUGGCUCAUUCAAGCUGGUCGACUUGAUGAUGCUCGCCGAGUUCUACAGAAAAUUCUAGCAAUUGAUGGAGGAGCAAAUGAGCAUUCUUUGGGAAAUAUUGAAGAGCUUAUUGAAAAUGAAAGAGUGAAACAAGAGGAAAGGAUGAGUAAGAGGAAAAAUUAUGAUAUGAGACAUCUUUUCUGGAAUCGAAACAUGACUGGAGUCACAUUGAUUUUAUGGAUUGGAAUGUGAGUUGACUACAAUUUUCUCUUUGUCCAAAACUAAAUCCCCUGAUUUUCUUCAGGUUCUCAACAUCAUUUACUAAUUAUGGAUUCGUUUUUAAUAUCGAAAAACUUUCGGGAUCAAUUUAUGUGAAUGCUUUGAUGAUGGGAUCUCUUCGAUGGACUUUGAAUAUUUUAUUCGGAUUAGCUGAUAUAAAAUUCCCCCGAUUGGGUCGAAAACAAAUCCAUCUAAUCUCGAAAUUGACAAUUGCUCUUUGUGUAUUCAUCAUUUUCCUAACUUAUUUCUUUGAAAUCGAUGAGAAAUAUGCAUUCAUAAUUCGUUUUUCAACAUUACUUGCAUCCGCGACAGCCUCACAAGUUUUUAUCACAAAAACUAUGGUUCUAAUGGAAUAUUAUCCAACUGUUAUUCGAAAUUCAGCAGUGUCAUUCAAAGCUACAGCGAGCAGAUUUGGAACUAUUCUUGGUCCACAGUUAUUUAUUUUGGUAUGAAUUCCAUCCAUUUUUAACUCUAUUUCUAAAAAGUUAUGUUAUUGCAGUGUCCAUACAAAAGUGUACCAUAUGCCAUUUUGACUGGGAUGUGUAUUUUUGAUGCAAUUGCUUUUCAAAUUCAACUACCGGAAACCAAAGGUCGACAACUUCCCGAAACUCUUCCAGACAAGAAACACAAAAAUUUACCACCACUUAUUGAUGAGAAUGUUUUAGCCGCUAACAAGAAAUAA
Caenorhabditis angaria is the source of this 1802-nucleotide messenger RNA. The record is from the annotation of a GenBank genome assembly. Lineage: Eukaryota; Metazoa; Nematoda; Chromadorea; Rhabditida; Rhabditidae.